This is a messenger RNA of Salvelinus fontinalis (brook trout), 1070 nucleotides long. RefSeq lists its product as uncharacterized. Gene Ontology annotation, biological process: negative regulation of T cell proliferation; positive regulation of T cell proliferation; immune response. Gene Ontology annotation, cellular component: external side of plasma membrane. The coding region runs from base 102 to 923 and encodes 273 amino acids. Lineage: Eukaryota; Metazoa; Chordata; Actinopteri; Salmoniformes; Salmonidae. The record is from RefSeq and is a predicted model, not a curated record. The transcript has 6 exons.
CUCAGAUGACGCGGCUGGGGCUUGCACUGCCUUGCUUGCUGCGGCUGCUCAGGCUCACAACUUGGAAGCUGAAGGAGUCAACCAACUAGCAGCCUGUUGCAAUGAAAAUGCAUGGCAUAAACCGAGACCGACAUGUUAUACAUCUUCAUUGUCUGUGGAUUGUGGGCUGUGUUGCCUCCUACUCCCUGCCCUCUGGCCCUGUCUCCAUCUCUUCCCCUGUUGGAAGCCAAGCCAUCCUUCCUUGCAAAUGGAAGUCCCAGCUAGACAACGUCACAGUUUGCCACGUCCAAUGGCAGACACCCGAUGCGCCCGUGUUUGAGCAGAACGGGGAGCAACGGUGGCAGGCCAGCGAGUUUGAGGGGCGGCUGGAGGUACCUGGGGAAAAGCUUUGGGAGGGCGACUGCUCUCUGAUCUUGCGCGACGUGCAGUUUGGGGAUGUGGGGCUUUACGAGAGCUUCAUGGUGGUUGACAGGACAAGGAGGGAAAGGCGGGUGUUCAUCCAGAGUGUCCAACUCUCAGUCUAUGACCAUAAGUCCAAGCUGUCAAUGGGCAUGGGUGAAGACCUGGUCCUGAAGCUCCACACUCCACAGGCCAUGAGAGUGGUCUUCCAAGGGAGGAACAGCACAGAGUGGAAGGUCCUGUGGAUGAGGGGUGACGAGAAGGUCAACAGGGGUCGUCUUGAGGAGGCUGAAGGGGUGGUGGUCCUCAGAGGGUUAAGGAUGGACAACUCUGGGACUUAUAAAGUGCUGGAUUCCCAUGGGCUUUCGGUGAGCACUGUGCAACUCACAGUGGAAGAAGUUGCUAAAACUCAAAAGAUUAUCCACAUCCAGGACAAACCUGUAGGUAAAUCGACUGUUUACAGGUCCUCCUCUCUGCUCAUUGUUUUUGUCCUGCUGAUCAGUCCUCUGAUUCAACAUCUCUAACAAGGUUUAAACCUUUUGGGCUAGUUUCCCAGAACCAAAUAAACAAACCCCUAUACUAAAACGCACUUUCAUCCAUUGAAAGUGAUUUUUGGUCUAUAGGCAUAGAGGGAAGACAUACUGGUCCGAUGGUUGUCUGAAAGCAGUAUG